Messenger RNA from Cuculus canorus (common cuckoo), 674 nucleotides. It is a transcript of the gene RHOQ, whose product is annotated as ras homolog family member Q. Bases 40 to 657 code for a protein of 205 amino acids. Gene Ontology annotation, molecular function: GTP binding; GTPase activity. Lineage: Eukaryota; Metazoa; Chordata; Aves; Cuculiformes; Cuculidae. The transcript is spliced from 5 exons. The record is from RefSeq and is a predicted model, not a curated record. Gene Ontology annotation, biological process: small GTPase-mediated signal transduction; cortical actin cytoskeleton organization.
GGCGAGCCCGCGGGGCCAUGAGGCCGGGCGGGUGCAGCCAUGGCCCACGGCAGCGCGGCGGUCAUGCUGAAGUGCGUGGUGGUGGGGGACGGCGCCGUGGGCAAGACGUGCCUGCUGAUGAGCUACGCCAACGACGCCUUCCCCGAGGAGUACGUGCCCACCGUCUUCGACCACUACGCAGUCAGCGUUACCGUCGGGGGGAAGCAGUACCUGCUGGGGCUCUACGACACCGCGGGACAGGAAGACUAUGAUCGUCUGAGACCUUUAUCUUAUCCUAUGACCGAUGUCUUCCUUAUCUGCUUCUCAGUGGUAAACCCUGCUUCAUUUCAAAACGUGAAGGAAGAGUGGGUACCGGAGUUGAAGGAAUAUGCACCUAAUGUUCCCUUUUUACUAGUAGGAACACAGAUUGAUCUUCGUGAUGACCCGAAAACUCUCGCAAGACUGAACGAUAUGAAAGAGAAGCCCAUAUCUGUGGAGCAAGGACAGAAGUUAGCAAAAGAGAUAGGAGCCUACUGCUAUGUGGAGUGUUCAGCUUUAACACAGAAAGGACUGAAGACUGUUUUUGAUGAAGCUAUUAUAGCCAUUCUAACUCCAAAGAAACACACAGUGAAGAAGAGAAUAAGCUCAAGAUGCAUAAACUGCUGUUUGAUCACGUGAGAUACAUUUGACUAUGG